Molecule: messenger RNA, 257 nt
Organism: Cylicostephanus goldi
Lineage: Eukaryota; Metazoa; Nematoda; Chromadorea; Rhabditida; Strongylidae
Source: the annotation of a GenBank genome assembly
AUGGUAACUAAAGGACUACGUGUGGCUCGAACGGUGUAUGCGGAUAUGGAGGUGGCUGCGCACCUCCACCUCAACCACAGUGUCAGUGUCCCUCACGAGGUGGAUAUCAGUGCGGUGCUUAUGGCUGCUACAGCUCGAGUUCGCGGAUCAAAGAGCUUCCAGCCUGUGCAUCUACGUUCACGAGCUUCAAGAGAACGCGAACGUGAAGAAGAGGAGCAGGAAGAACAAGAUAGAGAGAUCUUGAAAGAGAGGUAAUU